AUGAGCAUCCACCAGACUUUGCCUUCAACCGCGCGUCGCCCCUGGUUGUUGCUAGCAGGAUUAUGUUCCCAGCUACUUUUUCGAGGAGAUACACUUAUUAGUGCACAGAAAGAUUCGUGGGAUCCCCAUGGCAAGUUUCCGUCUCCAACGCUACUCGUUAAUGCAACUACCGAGCAGUCAAACUUUUGCACACCACGUCAUCUAGAUUUGAUGCGUAGUAAACCAGUGCCCACGAACGCUUGGUGGGGCAAUCUCGUCACGUGUGAUAGCACCACCAAUGCUACUGGACCCAUCUGGUCGAACCCGUUUGCACUCAGUGUCGAGGAUUCAGGCGCGUAUGGCUUCUCACUCAGCUAUCCGUACCGCAACAGAUUCUUCGGCGGAGUCACAGACGGCGUUGCCAAGUACUAUGCGCACCCGAAGCGUAACGAAAUCCAACUAACCGCUUUCGAGUUCGCGACGUCGAUCCCGGAUAUGCAGGUUACCAAUUGGACAGACUUGGGCGUCACCGUUCAGCUUCAAGCCCCGUCGUCGACCGGUACCUUGAAAUCCAGCAUGGUGAGCGGCAUGGCGUACUUCACCGCCACGUACCAGGGUCUUACCCCCGAGAUCCUUUUUGAGGCUCCCAUUGCUACCAUCAAUGGAGCCUCGGUCAGUGUUGGAACACGCUACUCUGGGACCAAAUUCAACGUCCUUGCAGUGAGCGGUCAGCAGUGGUGGAUCCACGUGUACCCGACUUCAUCGCAGUCAAGCGGCAUCCAACUCAAUCUGGCAACUAGUAUGAUCCUACAGGGCUUGAGCUCGUUCGACGGUGUGAUCCGAGUCUCGGUCAUUCUUGAUUCCACACAAUCCAAUGCACAGGACAUACACAGCAGCUGCAUUGUCACGGGAGGAGAUGUAGAGAUCACCAGCGAUUCAAAGUACGCGUUCAAGUGGAAGACCGACGGUGAUUGCUCUAAAGGACUUUUCCACUACGCGUUAGACCACCACACCAAGUCUCUGACUGCUGCUAGCGUCACUGAAGUGGUUAAUGCCUCGAUGUAUUCGGCCACAAGAGGUCUCAUGAAGGGGUUUGUCACUGUGGCUUCUCCGCCUACGUGGGGUUUCUACGAGUCUCGGAACAUUCCUAUAACGCAUUAUCCACGAUCUCGAUUGACGAAAGCUGCAGCUUUACAGCAAGAUCUGUUGACGAAGCUACGCACAGAUAUUCAGAGUAUUUGGACUGUAGCAACGGACGGGAGCUACUACUUCACCGGUAAAAUGGUGCAACAAUACGCGUCGUUGUGUCUAAUGGCCAAUGACCCGGUGAUUGUUGGCACGGACUUGUCGCUAUUGCGUCGCUGCGUCACCAAAUUGGAGAGUGCCAUCACUCCCUAUCUCGAGAAUAGCUGGAAGUACAAGCUCAAAUACGAUGCCAUCAUGGGAGGCGUUGUGAGUUCCGAGGGGUUCGUGACGGGGGAUAUGAACGCCGACUUCGGCAACACCGUGUACAACGAUCAUCACUACCACUACGGCUACUGGGUGCACAUGGCUUCGGUGAUAAACUACUUGCACCCGACAUGGACACGUCUCGGGGAGCUCAACAAUAUGACGCGGUUACUACUCCGUGACGUUGCCAAUCCUUCUCGUGAGGACCCCUAUUUCCCGAAAUUCCGUGGCUUCGACUGGUUCCGAGGACACUCGUACUCGCACGGUAUGACUACACUUGGAGACGGCAAGGACGAAGAGUCCACGUCCGAGGAUAUCAACCUCGCGUACAGCAUGGCGCUGUUCGGUCAGACUACAAACCACGAACGCAUGAAGGACAUCGGUCGUCUCAUGACCAAGAUCAGUGUGCGCUCCAUCCAGACGUACUUCCUGUUUGACAGCACAAACACCAUCCACCCCGCAGCGUAUCGCUCCCGAAUGGUGCCCGGCAUCUUGUUCGACAACAAGGCCGACUACGCGACGUGGUUCUCCGCCGAUGAGUACAUGAUUCACGGCAUUCAGAUGCUACCGGUGACGCCAGUCACGGAAUACGUGCGGACGUCGACGUUUGUCCAGGAGGAAUGGGACAACAUCUUGUCCAAGCUGGACAUUGUGAAGAACGACGAGCUGUCCAACUCGUGGUUGUCGCUGCUGUACCUCAGCUACGCGCGGGUGAACAAGGCCAAGGCGCUGGUCAAGCUCAACCAAUGCACCACCAUGAUGAACGGCCUCUCACGCUCCUGGGCGCUCUACAUAGCUGCACAAUACUAA
Molecule: messenger RNA, 2238 nt
Organism: Phytophthora infestans T30-4
Lineage: Eukaryota; Oomycota; Peronosporomycetes; Peronosporales; Peronosporaceae
Product: endo-1,3(4)-beta-glucanase, putative
Exons: 1
Coding region: 1-2238 (745 amino acids)
Molecular function (GO): endo-1,3(4)-beta-glucanase activity
Source: RefSeq, a predicted model, not a curated record